This is a messenger RNA of Acanthosepion pharaonis, 636 nucleotides long. The record is from the annotation of a GenBank genome assembly. Lineage: Eukaryota; Metazoa; Mollusca; Cephalopoda; Sepiida; Sepiidae.
AUGAAAUGUGCCGCAUUUGAUGGUUCUGUAAUUUUAUUUUCGUUCUUUCUUUGCUUGUCGUUCUUUCUUCUUCUUUUUUAUCUAUCUCUUCUUUCUUUCUUUCUUUUUUAUCUAUCCUUUCUUUCUUUCUUUUUUAUCUAUCUCUUCUUUCUUUCUUUUUUAUCUAUCUCUUCUUUCUUUCUUUCUUUCUUUCUUUCUUUCUUUCUUUCUCUCUCUAUCUCUUCUUUCUUUCUUUCUUUCUUUCUUUCUUUAUCUCUCUUUCUUUCUUUCUUUCUUUCUUUCUUUCUUUAUCUAUCUCUUCUUUCUUUCUUUCUUUCUUUCUUUCUCUAUCUCUUCUUUCUUUCUUUCUUUCUUUAUCUAUCUCUUCUUUCUUUCUUUCUUUCUUUAUCUAUCUCUUCUUUCUUUCUUUCUUUCUUUCUUUCUCUAUCUCUUCUUUCUUUCUUUCUUUCUUUAUCUAUCUCUUCUUUCUUUCUUUCUUUCUUUCUUUCUUUAUUUAUCUCUUCUUUCUUUCUUUCUUUCUUUUCAGUUUUCACAUUUUCUAUAUUUCUUUUUGAGUAUUUUCCUUUCUUUCUUUUUUCCUUCUUUCUUGUUUUCCCCUUUUCUUCUCAUUUUUCUUUCUUUCUUUACAUGUUAUAA